This is a messenger RNA of Closterium sp. NIES-67, 1123 nucleotides long. The record is from the annotation of a GenBank genome assembly. Lineage: Eukaryota; Viridiplantae; Streptophyta; Zygnematophyceae; Desmidiales; Closteriaceae.
UGGCAUCUGGAGGGAUGGCAGCAGGGCGGUCAGAGGCCAGCACGGCUGGGGGGCGAGCAGCAGGAGCAGAGGCGGGCAGAGGUGGCAGCAGAGAGAGCAGCAGCGGUGCAGGAAGUGGCUGCGGUAGGGAGGGAGAGUGCUCCAGGCAAGGGGGGGGAGUGGGUCCGAGGGGUGAAAACGGUGCAGUGAGCACUUCAGUAUGGCACGUGGGGGGAGCGGAUGGAAGGCGGACAACGGGAGCAGGCACGGAGGGACAAGCCAUGCAAGCCAGAGCCCGCAGGGAGCGCAUGAAUUCACGCAUGAGGCAGCUGCAGGCGCUGGUGCCGGGGGCGGGGUGCAUGACAACAGAGAGCUUUCUGGAGGAGGCGGUGCAGUACGUGCACUUCCUGCAGCGCCAGGUCGCGGACCUCACAGCCUCUCUGCACGUCAACCAAAGCUCCUGCUCAACUGCUGCCAGCACAGGCAUGCUCUUCUCCCGCCCCUCCACUCUUCCCACCCACAUGCCUCGCAUCCACACCGCCUUCCCCACUGCAGCGCUGCCGCUUGCCUCCACCACCACUGCUGGGUGGGUGGGCAAGGCACAGCAACGUCAGGCAUGGGCACCACUGAGAGAGAGUGGGGCAGAGUUGGAGCGGAGAGGUGGUGGGAGGGAUAGUAGGUGUGCAGGAGGUAGGGUGUCGGGGUGGCGGCGAGUAGGAGAGGAGAUGCAGCGGAGGCAGCUAUGCUUGGUUCCCGUGGGGGCGCUGAUGCCACUGCUGGAGCCAGGGGGCAUGGUGGACAGGGCGCUCAUGCUGCUGCAGAAGAACGAGGAGCAGAGAGAUGGAGAUGGGUAAAGAACGCGGUGGUGAGAGGCAAAUGGCAAGAAGAACGCCCGCGUGGAAUGCCACGCUCUUGGACAACUUGUGGAUUGCAUUGCACGCUGGAAAGCUAUUCAUUGUAUUUCUUGGCACAAAUUAAAGCCUGUGGCUCAGCAGAUGGUUGUGGCUUGUUCUAGCAUUUGCUUGUUAAGUAUAUCAAGAUGAGUAGUAGUUGAGUAGAAUAGAAGGAUACGGGGGUAUAUAGACCAGGCCUGACGUUUCAAAAAAACCCACCCUGAGCUGUCGACUAAAAACACAAAUUUACC